ACAUCUGCAUAAUACUGGAAAAGACAACUUGGAGACGCUAUGUUUUCGUAUCCAGUUUACUAAAUUUGCGUAGUGUAACAGUACAGUUGAUUUCGGCAUUCGCCUCUAGGGGGUGCUUUAUCUUAAACAGAAGGCAUUUUACGAUAACAAUCGGUCAACAAUUUGUUUUUGCAAUAAUAAGAGGGGAAUUGGAGCUCGAGAAGGCGGCGUGAGUGUCAGUCCUCUCACAGAGUCCAUGACAGAAACAAACCGCCCCCGCCCACUCAGAGUCCGUGCGGCCCCGUUUUAGAUGCAACUCCAAAUACGUAAAAAAAAAAGAAACCUCCAUGUUGCACGGGGAAUGCAGGGCUAGCACAGACUGCUACAACUCGCUAAUUUUACAACGUCUUGCUCUCUUUUUUUUGACGAAAAUAACUCAGCAACAGACUGUUUUCGACACCGCAGCAGACACGAAUGCUUGCACACCAUUUUUUAUGGGGGGGUUGAUCGGAGAUUCACGGCUAACCCGCUAACCACAAGGCUCGUUGUUAACUUCUGCUCGGGGGGAUUCACUGUCGUUUUGUUUGUCUUUUCAGCGGCUCGCUAUCGAAGUUAUCCGCCAAAAGAAUGUUAUUUUGCAUGGAGUUAUAGAUGACAUUCCUUAAGCGGCUUUUAUUGACUACCGAGCUAGCUGGCUGGCUACCACCGCUGCCACAACGCUUCGCUUGGGACGCUUGUGUGUCUUUUGUGGGCGACCCGAUCUCCCUCGGCUUUAACAGCUUGCUAGCGUUAGCUCGUAUCCCCGAGCAAUCGGGUUAAUAUUGCAGCAGUUUCAAAGCCGAAUAACAAUGGACCACAUGUCCAUAAUAACCCAAGUUGCCAACCCCAAGGAGGAGGAAAUACUAUCCUUCAACCAAGAAAAAGCAUCUCAGUCCAACAGUGGUCUAAAGAAGCAGAGGAGCCGGAGCAUCUUCAGCACAUUCUUUUGCUGCUUCCGCAACUACAAUGUGGAGCCGCCCGUGACCAACAGCAGCACAGCACCCCUGCCUCCACCUCCGCCAGAGGAGAAUGGAUCACCACCAAAGUGUGACCAGAUCGAGGUCCUCCCUGUCCCUAGUCCACCAGCCAAAUACCUCUUACCAGAGAUGAAAAUAUCGGACUACGGUAAAAAGUGUGUUGUGAUCGACUUGGAUGAAACGCUAGUUCACAGCUCAUUUAAGCCAAUCAGCAAUGCAGAUUUUAUUGUUCCAGUGGAGAUCGAUGGCACUGUUCAUCAGGUUUAUGUACUGAAACGACCCCAUGUGGACCAGUUUCUUCAAAAGAUGGGAGAGCUGUUUGAAUGUGUGCUUUUCACAGCCAGUCUUGCUAAGUACGCGGAUCCUGUGGCAGACCUAUUGGACCAGUGGGGCGUGUUCAGAGCCCGACUCUUCAGAGAGUCCUGUGUGUUCCACAGAGGGAACUAUGUAAAGGACCUCAGCCGGCUGGGUCGAGAGCUCAGCAACGUCAUCAUUGUUGACAACUCACCCGCAUCAUACAUUUUUCACCCAGAAAAUGCUGUCCCAGUCCAGUCAUGGUUUGACGACAUGAAUGACACGGAAUUACUGGACUUGCUGCCUUUCUUUGAGGGACUCAGCAAAGAAGACGAGGUUUACGGUGUCCUCCAGAAUCUGCGAGGCAGGUAGCAGGACCCAGAGAAACUGUGCUCUCCAGUCUCCACCUUCGACCUAUGCUCCCCUAUUCAACUUUCUCCCUCGAGUACGUCUGACUGAGGUGCUGUGGAGUCCCAGGAUUCUGUUCCCCCCAACACUGCUCUCAUCUCCUGAUGACUGGAUGCCUUCAGAGUGCCAUCCUAAAUGAUAAGAAAUAUACUUAAUACCCCAGGAGCACUGUUUAACAUAAAAAAACGAAGCUAUGAAGUUGCCAUCAUUGGGGACAAAAAGCUAAGAGGAAUGAACUCUGGUCUUUAUUUUCAAACCAACAAAGUUUUACUAUUUGGUUAAGUGCUUCAAACCAAAAAAAAAAAAAAAAAAACCUGUCUGAAACUUCUCAUGUGGUACUGCACAAAGGUCAAAAAGAUUUUUUUUUUUUUUUUUUUGUCCUUGUUGCUAUGCAGGCAGUUUGGGGUCAUGAAAAGGACUAGACUUUUCGUACUGAAAAAAAGUGCCUUGUGUGAGUGUUUUUACGAUGGGGAACUACAAUAUUUUCUACAUGGCAAAAUCCCUGAGUACUCCAGUCUUCACACUUAUGCUUACAAGUGGACACAGAAGUAUCUUGAUCACAUUUUUCCCGUUUUUUGAUCAAACAUUUUCUUGGUGUUCUUUUGCUUCUUUUUGAAUGCCCGUGCCAUUACAUAGAUGUGACUUUGUUUCUGCUUUUGUUGUACUACAUAGUUGAUUUGUUUUAGGCGAAGUUUGCAUCUGUGUACCUUAUUACCCCAGCUUCAAGUUUCCUUUUUUUGUGGUUUUAAUCUUGAAACUUCAGAUAAAAUGUGCCAUUUAUUCUUUUGGUUGCUCCCCAUUUAUUAGUUGCCAAACUAUGAACUACUUUUUAAUGGGCUUAUGUUAAACAGGUGUUCAUCUAAUAGUUAGUAUUGCAUUAUAGUUUUUAUUCAUUUUAAUAGCUGACAAAUGAAUACUUAUUGCGUUGAAUAUUGUAUUGUUUGUGAUAGUUUUGUGCUUGUCAAUGUUAGCAUUUAGCCCACAUUUGAAUACUUAUUUUGCACAACGGUGCAGCUUCAUCCAUAGGGCAAUGUUUUUUUGUUUUUGUUUUUUUCCCUCCUCGGAAUUGUACACAGUUGGGUCAAGUGCCAUACUUCUACCCCCCCAGUUUCUCUCGUGUCACCCUGGACUGAUCACACCCUUUUCUUCCUGGUCAAGUUUGUGAAAUUGGGGCCUAGCACGUCACUAGUUGAGGUGUGUGUGUGUAUGUGUUUUUCUGUGUGUGUGGUGUUUACCUUCAGAGACUCUUUUGAAUUGCUCUUCACCUCAGUGCCUGUUUGAGAGGAGCCACACAAACUGAAUGCCGCAACAUUUGCUACUAGGGCAAUAACUUUUUUUUUUUUUUUAAAUAUGGGAGGGGGCAAAUUUGGGGUGUAAAUGGUUAUCCCAAAUUGCCUUCACAACACCCUGUACUAGUUUGGUUGGGCUGACCCAUGCAACUCUCACAAUGCUGUUCAGGUAUCAUGAACAAGUUUUCAUUUAACUGUGUGGUUGUACCUUUAAAUUUAGAAUUGGGGGGUGGAGUUCCCACAAUAUUACAGAAAGGGUUUGUCCUGUUGUCGCAACAGCAGCCAGUCAUUAAUUGCUAUAGUAAACACCCUUCCAAACUUUAACGAUGGCUGCCUGGGUCAUGACCUCAAAACAUCCCACAUGAAUCUUUAAGGUGAAAGACUGCUGCUGCUCCUCCAGACAUUUUUCUCUUUUGCAACAGCAUUUGACCUGUGAUGCCAGUGAGUGUUUGGUUCAAGAUGGUUUCAGUGCAAUGUCCUUUUUAUAAGACUUCUCAACCCGCAGACAAUUUAAUUGCUCUGAAAAAUGUUUGUAUUAUUGUGAUAUUUUUCUACUUUUUAUUGUCAGUAUUCGGUUGAAAAAGUUGCAUCGUAUUCGUAAUCCCCUCAAGCACCCCCGACUCUGCCUCAACCUUAUUUGAUCUUUCUUGCCUGUGGUGAGACUUCUCAGUCAGGUCUUUUCUUUCCUAUUCAGGGGACGUGUGCGCGCGCAUGUGAGCUUACUGGUUUUCUUUUGGGCAUCAACCUCACUUAAAAAAAAAAAAAAAAAAUCAUCAGCAGUUGGUUUAUGAAUUUAACACCAAAGUUCUAAAACACUUCACUGUGCUUAUGUUCUUUGGUUGGUGUAGUUUUUACAGGGAUGGUUGACUUCUCACUUUGUUUAAACACUUCAGCUUUUGGUGGAUAAGAGUGUGUAUUGUCAGUCAACCUGAGCAGUUUUUUUUCUUUCCAUAAUAAAAUGCUUCAUUGAAACAACUUUCCAAGUCUGAAUGUUGACAAUCAGUAGGAGUUCCUCUUAAACUCUGUGAGUCUUGUAAUUAGAUCUCAUUUACAUUCCAAACCAGCAAUUCGUUUACAACUCUCAAGUAAUGAGUGGGACAAAGUACUGACUUGUGUAGUGAUCACUUAAAAGUACUGCAUCACCUAAUCCAGUAUCAAUAUCGUUUCAUGAAAAUUUUGACAUUUUGGUAUGUAAAUGUAUGGACCUGUACUACGUUCACAACAGUUGAAGUUGUACCAAAGCGGCGUAUCCUAA
Molecule: messenger RNA, 4241 nt
Organism: Syngnathoides biaculeatus (alligator pipefish)
Lineage: Eukaryota; Metazoa; Chordata; Actinopteri; Syngnathiformes; Syngnathidae
Product: CTD small phosphatase-like protein
Exons: 8
Coding region: 828-1661 (277 amino acids)
Molecular function (GO): RNA polymerase II CTD heptapeptide repeat phosphatase activity
Source: RefSeq, a predicted model, not a curated record